Molecule: messenger RNA, 1734 nt
Organism: Brassica rapa (field mustard)
Lineage: Eukaryota; Viridiplantae; Streptophyta; Magnoliopsida; Brassicales; Brassicaceae
Product: E3 ubiquitin-protein ligase At4g11680
Source: RefSeq, a predicted model, not a curated record
AUGUUCUAAUCAAAAAACUAUUUGCCUUCGCAUUGAGGGAGAGAGGGAGUUUUUUUUUUCUGAAGAAGAAGAAAAUAAACGAGAAACGGUUAAAAGCAGCGGUUGCUGUCGAAGUAUUGCUUCAAAGGCAAAAACUUAGGAUGUUAGGUUCAUAGACCAGCGGUUAUCUUCUCCCUCUCCUGCGUCUGUUUCUUCAAUCCUAAGCAAAAAUCCAUUUUCUUUGGUUGCUUCCUCGUCCCCAUCACAACGCCUAACUUCAUCUUCUCUGACAUAAUCAGUACACCAUCCCUCCUUCCUCUUCUUCUUUAAUGCUUUUAAUCUUUUCUUCAACAUAUCUCAGAAACGUGCUCCCUCUAGGUUUUAGCAGUCUUUCUCAUACCUUAUUAUGUGUUGAUAGUCUUUUUGGUCCUAAGAGGGAUCACAAAUCAAACUCUCUGUUUCUUGACUUGAACACUCCACUAUGAGUACACGUUAUUCAACUCAACUGCAAUCAUCAGCCAUUACAUCCAUCACCGUCUCCUCAUCUUCCUCCUUAGACACCACCACUCCACGAGAUGAUGAUAACACUCGCAUGUCUCCAGCUUCCAACGCUCGCGUCAACUCUCCAACGUCCUUCUUGAUAAGACUUGCAAUGAGGGUAUCUAGAGCAAGGUGGUUCAUUUUCUUGAGAAGAGUGUUUCAUUACCAGAAUGGUUCAAGAUCCGAUCUUGGCGCCAACCCUUUUGAGUCAACCACUUGGAUGAUAUCAGAGCUCAUCGCUUUACUCGUACAGAUCACUGUGAUCACAUUCACACUAGCUUUGUCCAAGAACGAGCGGCCUAUUUGGCCCGUGAGGCUCUGGAUCACCGGGUACAACGUUGGAUGUUUACUCAGUCUGAUGAUCUUAUACGGUCGGUACCGUCAGCAAGACGUUAGCCAAGGCAAUGGGUUUACCUUUGGUGAUAUUGAGCAGCAGCAACAGAGAAGCAGAGAAGAGACCAGGUGCUCGCAUUUGAUGAACAGAUGCAGGACAUUGCUGGAGCUCUUCUUUGCGAUAUGGUUUGUGAUAGGAAACGUAUGGGUGUUUGAUUCUCGGUUCGGUUCUUUCCACUAUGCUCCAACCCUUCAUGUUCUCUGCAUCUCCCUUCUCGCUUGGAACGCUCUCUGCUACUCCUUCCCGUUUCUUCUCUUCCUCCUGCUAUGUUGUGUUGUGCCUCUCAUCAGUAGCUUCCUAGGCUACAACAUGAACAUUGGAUCCUCGGAGAAAGGAGCUUCAGAUGACCAAAUCUCUAGUCUCCCAAGCUGGAAGUACAAACUCAUCGACGAAACAUCUGAUUCUGAUUCUUCUCACGCAAGCAAUGAUCCGGAGUGUUGCAUAUGUUUGGCCAAGUAUAAAGAUAAAGAAGAAGUGAGAAAGCUACCAUGUUCUCAUAGGUUUCAUGUAAAAUGCGUAGAUCAAUGGCUUCGUAUCAUCUCCUCUUGUCCUCUCUGCAAACAAGAUCUCCCUAACUAAACGAGUCAGAAGAUUGAUUUGGAAUCACUGAGUCCAACCAUGUUCCAUGCCUAAGUUGUUCUUUACUUGCGUGUUUCUUGUCUUUUAUGUUGUCGCCCACUCGGACCACACCGGGUUACUUGUGUGAAUGUUAUUGUUUUUUUUGUUUGUACAAAAGGAGCUCACCAGGAACCGUAACCAUCAUACUCCAUAUACAUGAAUAAAUAAGAUUCAAGAUAAUGAUCAAUGUGUUUGUUUACUGA